This is a messenger RNA of Clavispora lusitaniae ATCC 42720, 378 nucleotides long. RefSeq lists its product as uncharacterized. Lineage: Eukaryota; Fungi; Ascomycota; Pichiomycetes; Serinales; Metschnikowiaceae. The record is from RefSeq and is a predicted model, not a curated record.
AUGACUACUCCGCCAAAAGACACCGUGACAGACCCAAAGUCGUAUACAGACAGAGACUUGCUUCUCCUAACCCAACUCCUUCAUACAGCAGGCCUUAUAGCGCCUGAAGACGUUCGUGCGAGCAAUCUCGAUGACUUUGGAGAAAAGUGGUUUCAGCAUAAAAGCACGGCGCUAGCCCGACAGUUGGAAGAAUUUCCCCUCUCAAACGCGCCUUCUGGACUCCAGGUAAGGGAACUUUACAACGCCAUGCUCGAGCAGUACCCAAAUUGCAAAAACACCACGGAUCUAGCCAACACGUUUUACUUUCAGCGCAUUCGCGAUUUGGAAUCGAAAAUCGCCGACUCUAAGGCAGAGUUCCAGGCUCUAUUGGGCGAAUAA